Molecule: messenger RNA, 300 nt
Organism: Plasmodium inui San Antonio 1
Lineage: Eukaryota; Apicomplexa; Aconoidasida; Haemosporida; Plasmodiidae
Exons: 1
Coding region: 1-300 (99 amino acids)
Source: RefSeq, a predicted model, not a curated record
AUGCGAACACACCAAUGCGAACACACCAAUGCGAACACACCACAUCGCUCCACUCCGACAGGCAGGACCUUCUCACUAACCAGUGAGGAGAAAAAAAAACUAAGCUGGUGCUCGAGGCUGGACAUGCAACCUCGCCAAGAAGAUUACAACUUCGAAAGUGACGAUCCCCCCCCUGGAAGGAAGGAACAAAUAAAAACACAGUUCAAAUACUUAGUGCCAGGCGAAAGGGUCAAAUUUUACGUCACGUACGAUCAACAGAGCCAUUCGACCAAGGCGACCAAUGUGGACCUCCUGGACUGA